Gasterosteus aculeatus aculeatus (three-spined stickleback) is the source of this 1789-nucleotide messenger RNA. RefSeq lists its product as uncharacterized. Lineage: Eukaryota; Metazoa; Chordata; Actinopteri; Perciformes; Gasterosteidae. The record is from RefSeq and is a predicted model, not a curated record.
GUGGCGACACCGCGCACUACAAGUGGCUCAUGACAUCUCUCAGUUGGGCUGGAGGACACGGCCGCAGCCACAAAGUGCAGCCACAAAAACUCAGAAGACUGGAACAAUAAACGUCCUUUUCCUCCACACAUCUACCUCUUUUUUUUGGAAGGGGGUGGUUUAAAGACAUGUGACUAGUGGCAUGCAGCCACCGAGGAAACAGAACGGCAUGCUGUGAGCUCUCGGUCACGUGGCGUUUGGAUGGUGAGUUGUGAAAAACCACAUCAGUGUGUCCGGACGCGUGAACCAGGCAUCUGCUGUCAGUGUGUGACCACAGCCUCGAACCUGCUGACAUCGGGGGUUUCCCAUCUCAGGAUGCCUCACAGGAGCAAAAGAGAGAAGGAAACUAAAUCUGGCAAAUCUGGCAAAUCCGGAAGUAAAAAUGGCCCUGCAGAAAACCAAGAUGGCUCCAAUAAGAAAGUGCCUCCCGCAGCUCAGGUGAUGAGGGUGAAGCAGCCGGGGUCACACUCGGCCACGAAGAGGGAGAAGAGGUUCAGCACUUCCUCUUUCCCCCUCAGUGCUAACAGAGAGCUGCAGAAACUGCCUGCACUUGCAGGAUGAACCAGGGUGAGACUGCAGGGAAACGACAGAGGUGAGCAGUCCAGAGGUGAUGGACAAUUUGAGGGAGACACGGCCACAGUUCACAGCGUGUGGAUUAUUAAUAAAAAAACACGGUUGAUUUGAGGAUUUAAUCAUGUUUCUGUGUGUUUCAAAUGUAUACUUGAAGGCCUGAAUGAGAACACACAAGAGGACACAAGAGAAGAAAAUGGAUUUAGUGUAGGAGCGCUGUUCAUUUAUAAAUACAUCUACAAGUGUAUAGUGGAUAUUUGUGCUUUCUGUAUCUCUGUGAGCAGAGCAGAAAAACAUUUUUUCUCCCUUUAUCGUCUCUGAUAUGAAGCCACUUCGUCUCACUUGCUGUUGAGGGCUGUUGUAUGCUUGAUGAAGAAGGGAAAACUGCAUGUUAUUCCAAGUGCCUGUGAAACAUUUAGUGAUGGGCUUGUGUUACUGACGGUCUGGAGAAGCACAGGCUGCCAUCCUCUGGCUGAAAAUGGGAAUUCUUUUGUUUUCUUUGGAUGAACUCAGUUUUUGAAGUCAAACAUUCCGAAUUCAGUCAUAUAAUGUCUCUCCAAGACAAACCUCUAAAAAUGGGUUACAGAAAGAACCACUACUUCAAUAAUGCAUUUGUUAGGGACUAUUUCCAACUGCUGAUUCAUACAUAUUAAUGUAUUAACCUCACCAGGAGUGUCUGUGUGUGUGGGCCUCGAUCAAUACAGACCACAAAGCAUGUUGAAAGAUCAUGUGCAGAUGAUUCCCGUCAUGUGUUUUUUUAUGUUUUUGGGCAACAAUGGACAUAUUUCAUUCAUCAUGUUGCACAGAUAAACUCUCGAUGAGACGUUCGUGUUGGUUUUUGCUCUUAUUUAUGAGAUUGUUUGGCAGUACCAACAAUUUUUCAUCCCAAAAAAUAUUUGUGGUAAUAAAAAGAGAGCUGGGGUAUUUUAGAACUGGUACCAACUCCUGCACAGCCGGUCUUACCAAUAGAAAGUAAGUGGUGGCUCACAGAAAACACAGGCAUCGGUUGUCAUGGCGGUGGAAUGCAAAGGCACUUCUUGGAGAGGCUUUGGCCCCGCGGUGAGAGAAUGCCAUGUCUGCUUUGCUCGGUGAUACGUUCGACCUUCCUCUACUUUACCCUUUUCCCCUUUUCGUGGAAAAAUCAAGAAACGGGGGGUUGAAAACGCAAUCGACAAUUAAA